UUAGCAUUUUUUUUUUUGGGCUAAUUUUUAAGACAAUUUUGACGAAUUAUUUGAGAACGGAAUAUUCCGGCGAUGGCGGAGGAGAGGUAUAACCGGAAGAACCCGGCGGUGAAGAGGAUCCUCCAAGAGGUGAAGGAGAUGCAAACCAAUCCCUCCGAUGACUUCAUGAGCCUCCCCCUUGAGGAGAACAUAUUUGAAUGGCAAUUUGCAGUCAGAGGUCCCCGUGAUUCAGAGUUUGAGGGAGGGAUUUAUCAUGGAAGGAUUCAACUGCCUGCGGAGUAUCCAUUCAAGCCCCCUUCAUUCAUGCUGUUGACUCCAAAUGGUCGUUUUGAAACUCAGACAAAGAUAUGUCUAAGCAUAUCAAAUUAUCACCCUGAGCAUUGGCAACCAUCUUGGAGUGUGCGCACAGCCUUGGUGGCCCUGAUUGCAUUCAUGCCAACUAACCCAGAUGGAGCAUUAGGUUCGCUGGAUUACAAGAAGGAAGAAAGGCGCAAACUUGCCAUAAAAUCACGUGAAGCAGCACCAAAGUAUGGCAGUCCAGAGCGGCAAAAUUUAAUCGAUGAGAUUCAUCAGUACAUGCUUACCAAGGCCCCGCCUGUGCCUGAGCUCCUUCCGGCCUCAGCAACUGAUGAACUAACUAAUGGCCCCAUGAAUAAUGUGGUAAACGAGGAUCCACAAGAUACUCCUAAUGCAAUGGCUGCAAAUCUUAAUCGUGAUGACGCUGCUUUAGCCGAGGGACACCUGAAUCCAGAAACUGAUCAAGGGAUGCAGGCAAACGUUCCCGAAGUCCAGUUGAAUGCAGCUGCAGGUCCUCAAAGGAUGCCUCGUGUGCGACAAGCAGCUGAAUCUCAAACGCCUGUUACCGAUCGCCUUUUGACUCGGGCAGCGAUCGGUCUGACAAUCGCUAUCAUAGCCCUAUUGUUAAAGAAGAUUCUGAAAACAAAUGGCAUUUUCCCAGCGACAAGUGACCUGUAAAUUCUCCAAUGACAGAAUGUAUUCUCUCCAAAAUCUUGGGGCGAGAAAAAUAUUUAAUGUGUAUGUAACAAGUUUGUUUGCACACUUUUAUGAUUUGUCAGUUGUUUUGGUUUUUGAUUUAAA
Messenger RNA from Dioscorea cayenensis subsp. rotundata (Guinea yam), 1098 nucleotides. Its product is annotated as ubiquitin-conjugating enzyme E2 32. Bases 73 to 975 code for a protein of 300 amino acids. NCBI's taxonomy places the organism in Eukaryota, Viridiplantae, Streptophyta, Magnoliopsida, Dioscoreales, Dioscoreaceae. The transcript is spliced from 5 exons. The record is from RefSeq and is a predicted model, not a curated record.